ACAAAACAAACCAGAGAGGAAGACGGCGUGGAUCGAGAAGAAAUGACAUGAAGUUUUCCUAAAGACGGAUCAAAUUGGAAUUACAACCUUUUUUGUACUAGUAUAUGGGUAGCUUAAAGACAACAUUCAAGUGAGGAGGACAACUCAGCCAUACUUAAAUGUGCUACUAAAGCCUCCAUAUUGAAAACAAGAACUCUUUUUUUUUUUUUUUUUUUUAUGCUUAAAAUCUAAUUUCCUCCAGAGAUUGACGAAAAGAUAGGGUGACUGAGACAGGGGAGGUGGCAGAAAAGUUUCCGUCAAGGAACUGAAGAUCUGUGCUCUGCAAUGCCUCUGCCCAGCAUUAGCGGAAUGGAUACUCCCUUUGGGGAUGCCUAUCAAAACUGCUCUUUUACUGACCAGGCACUGACCAGCACAGACAUGUUGGCUAACAGUUCUGACCCAGAUUUCAUGUAUGAACUGGAUCGGGACAUGACAUGUCGCCAGAGCCCUAGAGGAGAUAUUUUCACAGUCGGAGACUGCAAAGACUUGGACUGCAUGGAUCAUCUACCUGAGCUGGUAGACAACGACCCUGCUUAUUGCUCAAACUUUGAGCAGUGGGACACAUACUGGGAGGACUUGACUAAAUACACUCGCCUCACAAGUUGUGAUAUCUGGGGCACCAAGGAAGUUGAUUUCUUGGGCCUUGAUGACUUUUCCAGCCCUUACCAGGAUGAGGAGGUGAUAGGUCGGACACCGACCCUGGCUCAGCUCAACAGUGAGGACUCGCAGCCAGUUUGUGACACUCUUUACCAUCCGGACUUGCUGGUGGGUCAAAAGCAGCUUUUGUUUCCACCUCCCAACGGGGCCAAGAAGACCAACAAACUCAGCAGCUCUGCAACCAGCGCCUCAUCGAGUCGCAACCCUCUGCCGGACUUCCCAGAGGGAUCCCAGAAAGCUACCUGGCCUGUUCCCUCCAGCACUGACACAAUGGCCAAGGCCCAGCUUCAGGGCUCUAGCAAAGCCUCGCCCGCACUUCUGGACAACAUGGAUUACGUGCGCAAAGCCAAGGUUCGCAUCAGCGUACAACGAAAGCCUAUAGUAGAGAGCUCCACCCAAAUUAGCGUUUCUGCCUCUCCUCUUAUCCAGGAGCAUGAGUCGUCAGCUUCGCAGGUCAGCGAGGACCCAGCCGUCGUCUCUGCUAACACGGCAUCCUCCAUUAGCUGCGAAAAGAGAGUGGAGACUCCUAAACGAGAGGUACCGACUUGUCCUGGUCCAGAAAUAGGGACCCUGAGGACGGUGCCACACAAACUGCACUUCCCUGCAGCUGCCGGCAGUGAAACCUUGCUCACCGUGAGUGCCCUUGGAUCCGACGUGUCUGCUGCUGACAAAAAGGAGGAGGAAGAGCACAACUACUCGUUAUUCUUAACCAGGGCCAGGCUGGCAGGGAAGGCGACUGCUGACAUGGAAGAGGAGGAGGAAGAAGAGGAGGAAGAAGAGGAAGAAGAGGAGGAGGCAGAGGGAUUGGAUCUAGACGAUGAAGACCAUGAUGAAGGGUUUGGCAGUGAACAUGAGCUCUCGGAGAAUGAAGAGGAAGAGGAAGAAGAGGAGGAGGCAGAGGGAUUGGAUCUAGACGAUGAAGACCAUGAUGAAGGGUUUGGCAGUGAACAUGAGCUCUCGGAGAAUGAAGAGGAAGAGGAAGAAGAGGAGGAGGCAGAGGGAUUGGAUCUAGACGAUGAAGACCAUGAUGAAGGGUUUGGCAGUGAACAUGAGCUCUCGGAGAAUGAAGAGGAAGAGGAAGAAGAGGAGGAGGCAGAGGGAUUGGAUCUAGACGAUGAAGACCAUGAUGAAGGGUUUGGCAGUGAACAUGAGCUCUCGGAGAAUGAAGAGGAAGAGGAAGAAGAGGAGGAGGCAGAGGGAUUGGAUCUAGACGAUGAAGACCAUGAUGAAGGGUUUGGCAGUGAACAUGAGCUCUCGGAGAAUGAAGAGGAAGAGGAAGAAGAAGAGGAGGAGGAGGAGGAGGAGGAUGAUGAGGACUAUGAGGGCGACAAAGACGACUACGUUAGUGAUGCAUUCUCAGAGCCAGGAUGUGACACUGAUAUGGGUGAUGAUGUCAAAGGCCUGACGGCUGGAAUUUCCAGGAAGAGGGGAAAGCGUCGAUACUUUUGGGAGUAUAGCGAGCAGCUCAUCCCAUCCAAACAGGAGCGCAUGCUGAAACCCUCCGAAUGGGACAGAGACACGCUUCCCAGCAACAUGUACCAAAAGAAUGGCCUGCACCAUGGAAAAUACACAAUGAAGAAGUCACGGCGGACGGAUGUGGAAGAUCUUACUCCAAACCCUCGAAAGCUGCUUCAGAUUGGCAAUGAACUCCGGAAACUCAAUAAAGUCAUUAGUGACCUGACGCCGGUUAGUGAGUUACCCCUAACCGCUCGGCCUCGGUCUCGAAAGGAGAAGAACAAGCUUGCAUCCAGGGCCUGCAGGCUGAAAAAGAAAGCGCAGUAUGAAGCCAACAAAGUCAAGUUAUGGGGCCUUGGAACUGAAUAUGAUCGUUUGCUGUUUGUGAUCAAUGCAAUCAAAGAAGAGAUCGUCAGCAGAGUACAGGAUAUCACGCAUGACAAAGGAACAAGCAUGACAGAGAAGCUGGAUAAACUCAUUGAGGAUACCUUAGUGCAGCCACCAGUGGCCGGCCAGACUUCAGACUUUGUGAAUCAGAUCCUGGAGAGCACUGGGAAAGGAGAUCCCACCGGAGGGCUGGUGGGGUUGCGUGUGCCCACGUCGAAGGUGUAGAGUCAUGCCGACUGGCACCUCGAAGCCAUCCACGCCAUUCUUGUCCCACACUGUAACGGCCCAACACUCUGCAUGCCCAUUUCACUUGGAGACGCAUCCUCACAUUUAAAGUGAAUGCACGCAUACGAUACCCGCUUGCGGUUGUGUAUAUUCGUAUGUGUAUAUUCACCUCGUGUGCACCAAUGGAAAUGAAACUAGUAGUUAACCUUUGCACUCAGUAGUCUGUUUCCUACCAUGUGUGCAUGUGGCUGGUAUCGAUCAACAGGCUGCCAUGUUGCAAAUAUUAAAAGCCAAUAUAUGAGAUACCUCCACCAAAUGAGAAAAAGAGAGAGAAAAGAGCUAAACAAAGAAGCACCAGUUCUUGCUGUAGCCAUUUUCCUCUUGCGUCCAGCUAAAUCUGUCAAAUGCCCAUUGAGAGUUUUGGGAAGCAGAGGCACACUCUGCAGAGAAACUACGAAGGCAUUAGAUCCUUUGAUUUAGCGGUCAAAAAUGUGUAAAUGCAGACUUUCCGAGUUUUUGAACAUGGCGUGUACGAUUUCACCCUUGUUAGGCCUAUUUAUACACUUAUUAAUCUCUCAACUGAGGGCAUAAGUGUCCAGGAGAAUUCCUGUUCGAACCAAUUGUUUGAUGAUCAAUUGAGAAGGAACACGAAUACCGAUGUUUAACGCAAAGUUACUGAUGUUCGGUGUAUAUAUAUGUAGAACAGGGAUGUUUCAAGAGAAUAGCAUGUGAGGAAGCGGGCCUCAAAUGCCCUUUCCCACAGAUUUGCGAUCGUCUCAGGUUGGUAAGAGAGAGAGUGUGUGUUUUUUCUUCUUCUUCUUCUUCUUCUUCUUCUUUCUUUGACUUGAGCAGAUGGUCAGUUAAAUCCCUUAUUGUAAAUAGGCAGAUCGAUUGAUUAUUAUCCACUGGUGAAAUCUUUUCCUUUCUACACUUUGGUUGAAGUGCCCUCACGUCAAAUCACGUUGAUGUUGUUUUGCAAAUUCUCAGCGAAAGAGGCUUAAAAAACUGAAUCCCAGACUGGGUUUUGUUUAUAUUUGUACUUUAUACAAGUAAGAUUCAUUGUGCCUUGCAAUCGCGGAGUUGAGGAAAAAUAAAACUCAAUAGAGAGCGCAAAUGGACCAUUUUGCAGAAAGCAAGAAGUCGAAGCUCUUUAAAGAUACUCUGAAUGUACAUAGGAACAUGGAGAAUAUAGAUAUAUGCCACAGAGUCUGUGCUUUGUAUCAUAAGAUGGCUCUGGCAAAUGUACUUUUUUCGGUACUUCGUUUAAG
Sinocyclocheilus grahami is the source of this 4031-nucleotide messenger RNA. Its product is annotated as CREB3 regulatory factor-like. The record is from RefSeq and is a predicted model, not a curated record. The transcript is spliced from 9 exons. NCBI's taxonomy places the organism in Eukaryota, Metazoa, Chordata, Actinopteri, Cypriniformes, Cyprinidae. Gene Ontology annotation, molecular function: DNA-binding transcription factor activity, RNA polymerase II-specific; RNA polymerase II transcription regulatory region sequence-specific DNA binding. Bases 325 to 2763 code for a protein of 812 amino acids. Gene Ontology annotation, biological process: response to unfolded protein; regulation of transcription by RNA polymerase II. Gene Ontology annotation, cellular component: nucleus.